This is a messenger RNA of Amphimedon queenslandica, 2136 nucleotides long. Its product is annotated as soluble scavenger receptor cysteine-rich domain-containing protein SSC5D-like. The coding region runs from base 1 to 2010 and encodes 669 amino acids. NCBI's taxonomy places the organism in Eukaryota, Metazoa, Porifera, Demospongiae, Haplosclerida, Niphatidae. The transcript has 9 exons. Gene Ontology annotation, cellular component: membrane. The record is from RefSeq and is a predicted model, not a curated record.
AUGAGUUUGCUAAGUGUUCUGGCCUCCUUCUUGACACUGAUAUACUUUGCUAAUGCUGAAGGACUUGGAACAGUUAGACUGUACACCAAUGGCACCACCUCAUCAACACUAACUGCUGGAAUAGUCCAGAUAUACUAUGGUCAUUCCACUGGUACAAACACAUGGGGUAAUAUCUGUGAGGACAAUUCAUUUGGUCACAACGAAGCUGACGUCAUUUGUAACCAGCUGGGGUAUGACGGAGCUUCAACUUUUGGCAAAGCAGGAAGCACAGCAAUGUAUGGAACUGAUUCCCUUCACACAAUUAUUGAUGAUGUUACCUGUUCUGAUGAUGAUUUUUUAACACUCCAACAGUGUAGCUUUGAUACUACAAUCUCAAAUACAUGUGGUGACUCUAAUGAUGCCUUUGUCGUCUGCUAUACUACUAGAAUCUGGGAUGCUCCUUAUUCUGGACAGAUCCGUUUGCAAAAUGGAACUAAUUCUAGUUAUGGUAGACUGGAAGUAUAUUGUAAUGGACAGUGGGGUACAGUAUGUGAUGAUAGCUUUGGCUCAACUGAUGCUAGAGUUGCCUGCCGUCAGUUAGGAUACAGUGAUUCUUAUGCAUAUACCAGCACUGAUGAUCUUGGUGGUUCUGACACUCAGGCUAUCUGGUUAAGUAACAUUGACUGCAGUACUGAUUCAGAGAGCUGUCUUGCCUAUUGUGCUCACUGCCCUAAAGCUGAGAAUCAACCAUCACAGUGCUCACACAGUCAAGACAUAUCAUUAGGCUGUCAGUUUAAUUCUGACCAUCCAGUCCCCAGUAAUACCCUGGAGACUUGCAGAUAUGCUGAUGAUAUUGCUUCAACCAUCAAUGACCUUGCUGCCAUCAUUGGAGGAGUAGUUGCAGUUUUCAUUGUAUGCUGUAUCCUCAUAAUAACAGUACCAUUGUGUGUAUGUUGCUGCUUGGGUGUUGGAGUUGGAGCUUUAAUAGGAGGAAGUACAAGGAGGACAGGACUUCAACAAACUCCAGCAGCCAUUGAAGCUGGUGCUGGCUUAUCAAAUGCUAGAAAAAGUAAUCCAUUAUCAGGAACACAUCCUCCACCUUCAGGUGGGCAAAAGGAAAGACUUCCGGCUCAAAAGAAAAACCCUCCAACACAGAAAGUCACCAAACAAAAACCUGAGGAUGAUAUUACAAUGCAAGUAUGUGAACCAUAUGAACUUCACAAAACAUCUGGUGCUUUUAAUGAUGAAAGUCCAGCUCCACAAGAAGAACUACCUCCUCCAAUUGAAGAAGUACCUACUCCAAGAUCUCCUCCUGAAGAAGAAAUUACUGUUGCUGUAAAAGAAGAAGUUCUACAAGAAGAAAGUCCUCCUCCUCCUCCACAAGAAGAAAGCCCUCCUCCUCCUCUACAAGAAGAAGAAAUACAAGAAAUUCCUCCUCCAAAAGAAGAAAGUCCCCCUCCGCAAGAUGAAGAUGAAUUACCUCGUCCAGAAGAUAAUGAACUACCUCGUCCAGAAGAAAAUGAAUUACCUCCUCUAGAAGUACCUUCUCAACAUGAAGCAUCUCCUCUUCCUUCACAAGACGAAGUAUCUCCUCCAGAAGAUAAUGAAGUAUCUCCUUCAGAAGAUAAUGAAGUACCUCCUCAAGACGAAGUACCUCCACCUCCACAAGAUGAAGCUUCUCCACAAGAUGAUGAAUUACAUGUACCUCCUUCACAAGAUGAUGAAGUACCUCGUCCAGGAGAUAAUGGCGUACCUCCUCAAGAUGAAGUACCUCCUCCACAAGACGAAGCUUCUCCACAAGAUGAUGAAGUACCUCCUUCACAAGAUGAUGAAGUACCUCCUCCACAAGAUGAUGAAGUAUCUCCUACACAAGAUGUUCCUCCAGAAGGAGUUAGUAGUCCUGAAGUACAAGAGGUUCCUACAGCUGCUGCUGCUCCACAAGAAGAAAUACCUCAAGAGGAAGAGCCUGUGCGGCAAGAAAAUUCUACACUGCAAGAGAACGAAGAAGAGCAACCCACCACAGAGAUAUAAAACUAGCCCCCUCAGUUUCGCUCAGUUUUAACAAGCUGCUUUGUGUAGAUAGUACAUCGAAAUAUCAUUAUAGUUUAGAUUCCAAUUUUAUAAUGAUUUUACAUUUAUUUUAGUGUUAUUUUUAUA